UCGUAUGCCAAGUGCCCGGACACUCACGUGGGGAUUUCUCUUGUAACGAACAUUGUACACUUGCAUUGUGUAUAAAAUAAAAAAUAAAAAAAAAAAGCUGGGUGCAAAACGUCAAGCGAAGUGCUGUGUGCGCGAGGUGUGUGCCCUGUGCAUGAAAGUGGCUGAACCAGACGCUCUACAUUUCCAAACACUGAACAAAUAUUCUGCUCAUUUCUCACUGACGAAUUGAUCGAGAAAGCACAUCUGAGUUGGAUUAUGGAAAAUCUGAACUGGUUGUGUCAACAGACGCUCUGUAGGUUCCAUCGUGGGUGAUCCGAGAAGAGGAAAGCGUUGGACGCUACGGUCCAUUCGGUGGUGUUGGAAUCACCGGGUCAUUGCUGCUCGCUGCGGCGGUGACAAAGCUCGGGAUUACCCAUAAACAAAUAGAGUCUGCGCUGCUGUGAUUUCUAGCUCUCGGUCUUUCAGUGGUGGUCGGCUAUACACACAGCGUGUGUCAAGAGAUUAUGAGGCGCACUCGGGGAUUGUUUAUGGGCAGAAGGCUGGUAUUUCUAGGCGUCAUAUUCUUCAUCUCGACUUUGGUGACUAGAUUGGGAAAUAACAUAAAAGGUGAAGAUUUGCAAGACCACGAUACAGGGCAGUUAGAUGAUCCCAGCCGCCAUAGUGUAUUCCUACGCCGAUUAGCAUCGACACGUUACACGCAAGUAGACGGCGUAGAGGACGAAGGCAAUGAUACAGAAAAUAUCGCGGAUGAAGACAGAAACUGCACACCGCCUACAAUACAUGAGUUUCCUGAGGAUGUCUUUUCCAAUGAACAACGAAAGAAAGGUGCUUUGGUCUUGCACUUCAUGUGUGUGAUCUAUAUGUUUGUUGCUCUAGCCAUAGUGUGUGAUGACUACUUUGUAUCUUCACUUGAGAAAAUAUGUGAGCGGCUCGGAUUCUCCCAUGAUGUGGCUGGGGCCACCUUUAUGGCAGCUGGCAGUUCGGCCCCGGAACUCUUCACAUCUAUCAUUGGUGUCUUCAUCGCUAAGGGUGAUGUUGGCGUGGGAACUAUUGUUGGCUCGGCAGUGUUCAAUAUUCUGGUCAUCAUUGGUCUGUGCGGGUUGUUUGCCGGACAGGUCAUUCCUCUGACGUGGUGGCCCAUGGCUAGAGAUACCGUCGUCUAUUCCAUUUCAGUACUGACGCUGAUGUGUGUCAUUUUUGAUGGCAAAAUCACGUGGUACGAAUCACUACUUAUGCUGUCUAUGUAUGCUGGAUAUAUCUUCCUCAUGUGGUUGAACCCAAAGAUUUCCCACAACAUCCACCGGAAGCAGGAGAAGAGGAAGGCCAAGAAGAUUGCUAAGAGACUGGAGAGCUGCAACAACCGAGCCUCCAUUCAAUUAGAGCAAGUUACCCCUCUGAAACCAGAAAAAGAAGAAACAGCCAACGGCGAUACUCAGCCUGCUCCUUCUGCCGAUGAAAACAGCCCAAAUUCCCCGAAGAGGCUGACUUUCUCAGAUGCUGGUCUGAGAUUGAUGCUUACCAAGCAGUUCCCUGCGCGAACUCGUAUGAGGACAGCCUGCUGGCUAGUAAUAGCAGAGCAAAAGCAUGCAUUGGAGGCUCAGAAGGAAGCCGAGUUUAAUUCCUUUGGGAAAGAAGCUACGGGUGACUCCAAUGGUGCUUUGGGCCAGACACAUAUACCAGCAAAACGACACAGCAUGCAGCAAGAAGAAUUGCCCGAAGAGGAAAUCAGUGCUGUCAUUCGAGUGGAAGCACCAGACGGUCUUUGUCAGAUUCCAGAGGGAAAAUUGGCUGUGGUCAGAUGGUUGGUAUGUCUGCCUCUGAGUACUGUCAUGUUCUUCACAAUUCCGGACUGCAGAAGGAAAAGAUUUGAAAACUGGUACAUGGCUACGUUUAUUGUGUCAGUCAUUUGGAUCGCCAUAUUCUCCUACGUCAUGGUGUGGAUGGUAGCUCUCAUUGGAUUCACGCUGCACAUCCCAGACACCGUUAUGGGCCUGGCAUUUUUGUCAGCUGGAACCAGUGUACCUGAUGCCAUGGCAAGCCUUCUUGUUGCCAGACAAGGGCUUGGCGACAUGGCAGUAUCUAACAGUAUUGGUAGCAAUGUAUUUGAUGUUCUUCUUGGUUUGGCUCUACCGUGGUUCAUUAAGACUACCAUGAUUAACUAUGGAUCAGUUGUCAAUAUCAACAGCAGUGGACUUUUGUAUUCUGUCAUCCUCCUCUUUGCAACUGUAGCAAUUACCAUUAUCACCAUUCAUUGCCACAAAUGGAGACUGACAAAGAGAGUGGGUAUACUGAUGUUUUUCUUCUACGCCAUCUUCCUCACAUUUGCCAUCCUUGUUGAGCUCAACGUCUUUGGCUACGUGAACCCUCCUGUCUGUGUCAUUGACUUUUGAAGACGUUUAGGAAUAUAGCCACCAGCUUGAUCUCCUCUCAAGGAAUAAUGUAUAGAGUAAAUGUGAGGAAAACUUUCAUCACAGUCUAUAUUGUCUCCAUGCCUGCAGUGUGCCCUUAGCAGCAGAAAUUGACUGUGGAGUGAGGUCAGUUUAGCGCCACUUUUGUUACGUGCUUAUUCUUAUUCAAAUGCAUGUAUCUGUAGAAACUUAGUCAAUAGUAAACAUGCUACAGCAUGUGCUGAAACUUAUUGUACAUUCACCCAGAAAUUGUUGGAGUUCAUGAGUGCCCGUCUUUCUCUCCUAGGGCUUUACUGACAUGCUUGCAAGGGCACAUUAGAGUUAAUGGAACUUGUAAACUUCACUUCAAGUUGCUUAGGACAUAAAGUUGUAGCUUAGUAGGUAACCAGACAUGUGCUGUAUGCAUGUUAUUGGUGUUGGUUCUCGGCUGAUUUUUUUUAGCAGGAAAUUGGCUAAGCACCUUUUUUUCUGGUAAGCAGCUGUGCAGAAUUGAGUGCUGAUGUUUUCUCACUGGGUAGGCGCUUAUGCCCCAUCACACUCUGACGACAACCAGGAAGACCCUGCUCCGUUGUAAAAUUUCAUUAAAUCGUGGCUAGGAAGGGAUGAAACUUUGAAACUUGGCAAAAAGUUGGUUUUUUUUCUAGAUUGUAGUAGGUUGUUACUGCAUGGCCGGCAUGUGUAUGAAGUUCACCUUCCUUUCUCGGCAUAAUUAAACUGAGCGCGAGUCCCAACUCUGCUAAGAUGCAAGCGGAUCAUUCCACAGUGUUUCCGAGCAUUUCUUAUGUUGGCUGAAACAAUCAGCUCUCCCCCAGCUUGAUGAUACAAAACUCCAUUAACAUGUUUGGGAUGGCAUAAAAUUCUUCUUGAUUGAGUGGUGCUUCUAUCAUAUCUAUAAAGAUCCUACUACGCUGCUGAUAUGCUAAGACAACAUGUAUGCCGGUUCUUUGUUAGCUUGUUAAUAUGCUGUCACUGCGAUUUUAAGCCACCAUGACCAUGCAACAUAAAUGCUCCAAAUUUUGGCACAACUUCCCCAUCCAUGAACCCCUAUAACCACGUUGAUGUCAGUUCCCACUGAGUUCUUACGAGGAUGUACAAGAUCUUACCGCAAUUUUUUUAGGAUGUAGUAAGAUUGUGUUUGAGUGUGAUGGGAAAUUUAUGAGGUUGUGUCCUGAUUAACAAGCUACAGGCAGAAGUAACACACAUGACUAUGGAAAGCAGCUGAGCCACUCCAGCCAGCGACUUCCUUAGGAACACAUUAUUUUCAGCCGUAGCAAUGACAAAGGUUCCACAGAUUGUGCACAGCACUUGUAGUUGGUAAAUACAAGCAUGCAACUUGGACUUGGAAGAAAAACAAGAAAUUCCAAUCUUUACAAGACUUUGUACAGAGUUUCUCAAUUUUCA
Acanthaster planci (crown-of-thorns starfish) is the source of this 3809-nucleotide messenger RNA. RefSeq names its product sodium/potassium/calcium exchanger 4-like. Gene Ontology annotation, biological process: calcium ion transmembrane transport; intracellular calcium ion homeostasis. NCBI's taxonomy places the organism in Eukaryota, Metazoa, Echinodermata, Asteroidea, Valvatida, Acanthasteridae. Gene Ontology annotation, cellular component: plasma membrane. The record is from RefSeq and is a predicted model, not a curated record. Gene Ontology annotation, molecular function: calcium channel activity; calcium, potassium:sodium antiporter activity.